This is a messenger RNA of Strongyloides ratti, 924 nucleotides long. RefSeq names its product Sulfurtransferase. Gene Ontology annotation, molecular function: thiosulfate-cyanide sulfurtransferase activity. Gene Ontology annotation, cellular component: mitochondrion. The coding region runs from base 1 to 924 and encodes 307 amino acids. The transcript is spliced from 3 exons. Gene Ontology annotation, biological process: transsulfuration. Lineage: Eukaryota; Metazoa; Nematoda; Chromadorea; Rhabditida; Strongyloididae. The record is from RefSeq and is a predicted model, not a curated record.
AUGGUACAGUUUGGACGUGUUGUUACUGCCGAAGAAUUAAAUGAAGCAAUAAAAAAAAACAAUUUAAAUAAUUGUAAGAUUUUAGAUUGUACCUAUUUUGUUGAUACUAAACCUGAUCCUGUUUGGUUUAGAGAGCAUGAAUAUGGAAAAUUUGAAAUAUUAAUGGAAAAAGAAACACCACAAAAGCAAGCAUAUGCUGUUGAACAUAUACCUGGUGCAAUCUUUUUUGAUUUAGAUUGUGCAAUGUAUCCUGGAGAAAUAGAAAGAUUUUCUUUCUAUCCAAAAGAAAUAUUUCAGGAAUAUAUUCGUGCAUUAGGAAUUAAUGAAAAUGAUCAUCUUAUUUUGUAUAGUAGAGGACCAGCUGGUGGUAAUAUGUUUGCUGCAAGAGUUUUUCAUCUUUUUCAAAUUUAUGGACAAGAAAAGUUAUCUCUCUUGUCUGGUGGAUUUGGAAAAUGGAAAGAAUUAGAAUUUCCAGUAGAACAUGAUGUAUCAAUUAUUCAUGAAAAAGGAAAUUGGACAGCUAAAUGCAAUAAAAGAUUUAUUAUUGAUUACCAUGUAUUAACUAAAAAAGAUUCCGAAGGAAAAGAUCUUUUUGAUGGAGCUGGAAAUACCAUAACAAUUUUGGAUGGAAGACCAGAAGCGCAAUUUAAAGCAUCCCAUUUAAAAGGUUUUCAAAAUCUUCCUUUGGAAUUACUUAUUAAUAGUGAUGGGACAAUUAAAUCAAAAGAAGAUGUUAUGUCAUUACUUGAAAAAUUAAACAUUAAAACUGAUAAACAAAUCGUCACAACAUGUUUAACAGGAACACAAGCUUCACUUAUUUCUUUUGUCUUUGAAAAUAUUCUUAACAAAGAAACUGUUUUAUACAAUGGAAGCUUAAUUGAAAUUCAACACCGUGACCCUUCACGUAUUGUAUCAUCUGUUUAA